Messenger RNA from Mytilus trossulus (common blue mussel), 1219 nucleotides. Its product is annotated as 3-hydroxyanthranilate 3,4-dioxygenase-like. NCBI's taxonomy places the organism in Eukaryota, Metazoa, Mollusca, Bivalvia, Mytilida, Mytilidae. The record is from RefSeq and is a predicted model, not a curated record. Gene Ontology annotation, molecular function: 3-hydroxyanthranilate 3,4-dioxygenase activity; iron ion binding. The transcript is spliced from 10 exons. Gene Ontology annotation, cellular component: cytoplasm. The coding region runs from base 63 to 1007 and encodes 314 amino acids. Gene Ontology annotation, biological process: quinolinate metabolic process; 'de novo' NAD+ biosynthetic process from L-tryptophan.
CUCUAAUAGGAACGACAAAAUAAGGUUACCAGAUUAUAAUUAGAUCAUUAGAAAAUAAGAAAAUGUCAGAAGAAAGCGAGCCCAAGACAAAAAAGGUUCGCCAUUUGGAGCCAGUAAUUAACAACACUGACAAAUGGCUGGAAGAGAACAGCAAACAUUUCCUGCCACCAGUGUGCAACAAAAUGAUGCACAAUGAUGGACAGAUGAAAUCAUUUUAUGUAGGAGGACCAAACCAAAGAAAGGACUAUCAUAUUGAGGAAGGAGAAGAGCUAUUCUACAUGAUAAAAGGAGAUAUGGUGCUAAAAGUUAUUGAACGGGGCGAACAUAGAGAUAUUCCAAUUAAUGAGGGAGAGAUUUUCUUGCUGCCAGGAAGGAUACCACAUUCACCACAGAGAAAAGCUGAUACUAUUGGUUUAGUUAUAGAGAGGGAAAGAGCAGAAGAUGAAAAGGAUGGAUUAAGGUAUUAUGUUGAAAAGAAUGGUAAACCAACAUUAGAUUCUCUAUAUGAGGAGUGGUUCCAUUGUGAAGAUCUUGGUUCACAGCUUGGACCAAUCAUCAAGAGAUAUUUUGCCUCAGAACAACACAAAACAGGAAAACCAAUUCCUGGCACAAUUCCAGAGAAACCUCCAAUAAUACCAGAUAAACAUAAAUUAUUGGAGGAUCCAUUCAGUUUGAAUCAGUGGUUGGCAGAAAAUAGAACAAUGAUUGAGAGAGAAGGAAGCUUGAAUAUUUUUGGUGAAGAAGCAAAUUAUCAAUUUACAGUUGAUGUAUUUGGUACAGGAUCAAACACAGGGAAGUGUUCCAGUGCAGAAACUUUCAUAUGGAUGUUGGAAGGAACAUCCAAAGUGACAGUAGAUGGUAAGGACUAUGAACUUCACCACAACGAUACAAUGCUCAUUAGAUGUGGACAAAAAUACUCAGCGACCAGACCAACAGGUGCCCUUUCACUUAUCUGUUUUCAGGACCCUACUAGAAAGUCAAAAGUCUUCAAGAAGUCAAAGAAAUAAGAGACCUUGCUGCGACAAGAAAUGUUAUUUCUAGUCAAAUUGGAGGAAGUGGAAUCAAAAACAUUUUUGAUGUGGAUACAGAGAAGAUCAAGUUUAGCAACAAAUAGUUUUAAUGAAUUUCAAAAAUUAAUUAUACUUCUAAACAUAACAAUAAAGUAUUUUAACAAAGAAAAUAAACUAUAAGAUGAAAAUUAUACACUUAAAGAUUUUAA